Messenger RNA from Miscanthus lutarioriparius, 1596 nucleotides. NCBI's taxonomy places the organism in Eukaryota, Viridiplantae, Streptophyta, Magnoliopsida, Poales, Poaceae. The record is from the annotation of a GenBank genome assembly.
AUGGCCGCUGAGUCCUGCGGCAGCCGCGGCGCCUCGCCCCCGCCGCCUCCCUCCGCUGGCGGCGCGGCCGGGAGGCGCCGCAAGGCGGAGGCCUACGCCGAGGUGCUCCGCCGCAUCCGCGCUGGCGCCGGCGGCUACAGUGCUGCUCGCCCCGGGUUGGAGGACGAGCUCUGGGCCCAUUUCCAAGGCCUACCCGCCAGAUAUGCUUUGGAUGUCAACGUUGAGCGCGUUGAAGAUGUCUUACUGCACAAGAAAUUGCUCGAGCAAGCCCAUGAACCUAUGAAUGGUCUGGUCUUUGAUGUUCGUCCUUCACAGGUUGUUACUCUGGAGGAAAGCACUGGAUUUGAGUCCGCAACUUCCUUUAAGCAAGAAGAACAAGAUCCCCAGUGCUCAGUAUUCACAUCAAGAGAUCAAAGGACUUUGCAUGAAAUUAUAUUUGCAUGUGACGAUAAGCCAAAGCUUCUUAGUCAGUUAACCUCUCUUCUUGGGGAGCUUGGUCUUAAUAUCCAAGAAGCACAUGCAUAUUCGACGAGUGACGGCUAUUCCUUGGACAUCUUUGUUGUUGAUGGCUGGAAGUAUGAGGCUGACAUUCUCCGAUGCGCAUUGAGGGAAGGCGUUGAUAAAAUAAAGUACAGAGCAUGGCCGUUGGUACCGUCGAUGUCUGCUAGGAUGGAUCACCAACCAUUGGAGGUUUCUCCUUCAUCUGACUUUGUCCAGAUACCAGCUGAUGCAGCUGAUGUUUGGGAAGUCGAUCCCAGGCUUCUCAAAUUUGAACAAAAAUUAGCGUCUGGAUCAUUUGGUGAUCUAUACCAUGGGACGUACUGUAGCCAAGAUGUAGCUAUCAAAGUACUCAAGCCUGAGCGGGUUAGCGUUGAUAUGCUGCGUGAGUUUGCACAGGAAGUAUAUAUAAUGAAAAAGGUUCGUCACAAAAAUGUUGUGCAAUUUAUCGGUGCAUGCACAAGACCUCCUGUUUUGUGUAUCGUUACAGAAUUCAUGCAUGGAGGCAGUAUUUUUGACUUCCUUUACAAUAGACGAGGAAGUUUUCAGCUCCCGGAUGUGAUUAGAAUCGCAUCUGAUGUGUCCAAGGGAAUGAAUUACUUGCAUCAGAUUAAUAUUGUUCAUAGGGACUUGAAGACUGCAAAUCUUCUUAUGGAUGAUCAGGUUGUCAAGGUUGCAGACUUUGGGGUUGCAAGGGUUAAAGACCAGUCAGGAGUUAUGACCGCAGAAACAGGAACCUACAGAUGGAUGGCCCCUGAGGUCAUUGAGCACUUGCCUUAUGAUCAUAGAGCGGAUGUUUUCAGUUUUGGGAUAGUUCUUUGGGAGCUGCUGACUGCAAAGCUUCCAUACGAAGACAUGACACCUCUUCAGGCAGCAGUUGCCGUUGUUCAAAAGGAUCUGAGGCCUACUAUUGCUGCUGAUACUCAUCCUAUGCUCGCUGAACUCCUUCAGAGAUGCUGGCAGAAAGAUCCUGCUCUAAGACCAACCUUUGCAGAGAUUGUGGAUAUACUGAACUCUAUAAAGGAGGUGGUUCAGAGUUCUGUGCAUCACAAGAGGCAUCCAGGUCGAUCUCACUCCGGGAGGAGACGAGGCUGUUGA